Musa acuminata AAA Group (dessert banana) is the source of this 2096-nucleotide messenger RNA. RefSeq names its product cleavage stimulating factor 64. Bases 514 to 1734 code for a protein of 406 amino acids. NCBI's taxonomy places the organism in Eukaryota, Viridiplantae, Streptophyta, Magnoliopsida, Zingiberales, Musaceae. The transcript is spliced from 8 exons. Gene Ontology annotation, biological process: mRNA 3'-end processing. The record is from RefSeq and is a predicted model, not a curated record.
CUUCUUCCUCUUCAUAUAAUCUGUUGGCUCUAAGUCUCAGUCCCAACUCUAUUCGGGUAGAAAUAUCUCGACCUUGGAAACCCUCGAGGUUACACCUGUUGAUUCUUUGAAGGUCACGGGAACCUAAUUCUGAAGGGCUAAUGUUGAAAUGACUGAUCAUGACGAUCUGUUUGUCCUUUGAUGGGAUUAGUUGUUUUUUUUCCCCUUCUCUGCGUAGGAUUUGUUGCGUGGCUUGUGGGCUUUUCCUCUGUGAAGUAGGACUUAGCAGGCAUUUGAAUUUUACUAUGUCAUUAUUAUCAGUUCUCUAAUUAGUUUGAGUCAAGAUUUUGUUUGUUUAUCGAUAGUCUAAAACUCCUCCGGUCUUCUGUCCUAACAAACGUAUAUGAUAUAGCAAUAUCUGAAAUUUUCAUGGUGGAAAUAUUGUGAUAAGAGUUGCACAGAGCUCAGUGAUAUGAACAACUUGGAGAAGUGUUUGGGAGAUUCAUAGUUUUGAAGUUGGAAGAGAGGAGGAGGAUGACCGCACAGCAACCUCAGCAGCAGCAGCAAGUGGCCAACAGCUUCACCUCACAGUUUGCAGUCAUGUCCAAGGCCCAACUCUAUGAUAUCCUCUGUCAAAUGAAAGCUUUGAUAGAACAAAACCAGCAAGAGGCUAGGCAGAUCCUCGUCGACAACCCUCUCCUGACUCGAGCUCUCUUCCAGGCACAAAUAAUGCUUGGAAUGGUACAAUCUCCUAAAGUGAUGUCCAACACUCAACAAGCUUGGCGACAACCACAACCAUCACAAGUCGGACAGCCACAGAUUGUUCACAGUUUGCAGACAAUGCCUGCUAAAGUUGGAGAACAAUCUGAACCUGGUUCAUCUCAAUCACUGUUAUCAGCUAGACAACAGCAUCCAACACAACCAUCCAUUUCUCUUCCACUUGCAUCUGGUUCAUCUCAAUCACUGCUAUCUGCUAGACAACAGCAUCCAACACAACCAUCCAUUUCUGUUCCACCUGCAUCUGUUCCACCGUUGACCUUCCAAUCGAAGGCAAUGCCAUUGCCACUUUCAGAACCACAAACUAAGGGCUUUCUGAAUCUCCAAGUUCCUUCAGUAACACCUAUACAAUCUUCCCAGAUUCAAAAUAUAUCUCAACCCAACCCUGCUGCUCCACAUUACUCAAAUCUUCCAUCCCAUAUGCCGAUGAUCUCUGUACAUCCACAGCAAACUUUGCAGAAUCCUGGACUUUUCAAUCAACUCCUGCCGCCUAGACAGGUUGCAAUGCAACCUUUUGCUCUUCAGUUUCAUCCACAGAUGCCUCACUUGCUUGGUCUUCAACCAUCCAGUGCACCUCAACAGCUUUUAUCACAACCCUUGUUUCAUUCAGGUAUCACACCUCCAUCGUCCUUCCCACAAGGUCAGGCACCACUUCCAAGUCAGCCACCACAGCAUCUUUAUCAGCAGGUUGGUUCUUCACACGUAGGCACAGAUUAUGGCACCCAAGUCAGCACCUCCAUGCAAAAAGACAGGGGCGCUCCUUGGGUACUUGGCUCCCAACUGCCAGGACUCCCACCGAUGAUUUCUGGACAGAUGGCCACAGGCACCAGUGGCCAGCCACCUCGGGUUCCACCAUUGACACCAGAAAUGGAAAAGGCAUUGCUUCAGCAGGUUAUGGGCCUCACACCAGAACAGAUCAAUCUUCUACCCCCGGAGCAAAGGAAUCAAGUGCUUCAACUACGGGAAAUGCUAAAAUGAUUACAAUAUGGGCCUUUCAUUUAUCUUGCGUGCUUUUGAUAACCGGCUCUCUCCAUAUUUGCUGACCUGAAUCAACAGUGGAGUGCGACUUGCUGCUUCCAAUGUGUUCUACAGUUCAGGCGAUUUAUGUAAGCUGCACUGUAGUGUUCGUUGGCCUAACACAGAAUUCCCAGUGUGUUUUGCUGGUGGCGGAAGCAUCUUGUGUGAGGUACUUCAGGGCCGGUGGUGAUGCUAGGAGUAUAGUUGUCGAAGGCAGACCGAAUUGAUUGGUCGAUUGGGAAUCGAGAAUCCAACGGUUGGCUAGUUACAUUUUUAGAUUGGAUAAAUUUUUUAUUCCAUAUAUACUAAAAUGUGUUUGAAUA